UCCGAGUCGUGUGUAUACAUGAUGGGGUCUCUUUCUCUUUCUUGUUCAUGCAACAUGAAAAUUCCUUCAAAAGAGGAGAUGUUUUCUCCUUGUUUCAAGCCAUUAUCCCUCCAUCCCUACACCGCGAGAGAUGCAGAUUGCAGAGGAGAUAAACUGGGAAAACUUCGAUUGGGGUCUUCUCGUUUCUCUCUCGUUGCCUCUUCGCCUAUCAAAGUUCCUUGUAAAACCUGCAAAAAGGAGAAAAUUGAAUGUGGUUCUUUGGAAAUCAACAAAUUCAAGACAAGUCGUUUACUGUGAAACAAUGUUUUGUGUAGGUGUUUGAUGAUUUGUCACAGAGAUGAAGGGAGAAGAUCACAUAAGGACUUUGUUUGGGAUUACGCUAACAGAUAAACCAACAUGGCAACAAUUUCUUAUUUGUUCUUCUGGAUUUUUCUUUGGAUAUCUUGUUAAUGGCAUUUGUGAGGAAUACGUAUAUAACAGGCUUAAAUUCAGCUAUGGAUGGUAUUUUACAUUCGUACAAGGCUUUGUAUACUUAACACUCAUAAGUUUACAAGGAUUCACCACAAAGCAAAUGGUGAAUCCAUGGAAAAUGUACGUUAAGCUUUCAGCUGUUCUUAUGGGUUCUCAUGGAUUAACAAAAGGAUCCUUGGCUUAUCUCAAUUAUCCCGCUCAACUAAUGUUCAAAUCAACCAAGGUUUUACCUGUUAUGAUGAUGGGAGCUUUCAUUCCUGGUUUGAGAAGAAAGUAUCCCCCACGUGAAUAUUUUUCUGCUGUUCUUCUUGUUGUUGGAUUGAUUCUCUUCACAUUAGCUGAUGCCAAUAGUUCUCCAAAUUUUAGUAUUUUUGGUGUUGUUAUGGUUUCUGGAGCCUUAGUCAUGGAUUCCUUUCUGGGUAAUUUGCAAGAAGCAAUUUUUACCAUUAAUCGUGAUACUACUCAGAUGGAAAUGCUAUUCUGCUCAACAGUUGUUGGAACACCUUUCUUGAUUCCACCAAUGGUUUUAACAGGAGAAUUAUUCAGAGCAUGGAAUUCAUGUUUUGAACAUCCUUAUGUAUAUGGGGUGUUGGUUUUUGAAGCUGUGGCUACAUUUGUAGGCCAAGUAUCCGUUCUAUCACUAAUUGCCAUUUUUGGAGCUGCAACCACUGCUUUGGUAACAACCGCAAGAAAGGCAGUAACUUUAUUGUUAUCUUAUAUAAUAUUUACAAAGCCCAUGUCAGAACAACACGCGAUGGGGUUAAUUUUAAUAGCCGCGGGUAUUAUGAUGAAAAUGUUGCCUGAUCACAAGAUUCCUCAAAAGCUUAGAAUACCGGAUGCGAUUGUAAAACAAGUAAAAUCUUAUCCUAGAGAUGAAAAGAAUGAAGAACAUGAUGAAGAAAAAAGGUCUUUGGUGUGAAAUGGUUAUUGAAAUUGGUGAUUUGUUGUUGUUGUUGUUGAGAUUGAAAGAAGGUUUUUGGUAGGGGUGUAAUGUUAGAUAUGUGAUGGUUUUGUUUUUGUUGAUUUGGAUGUUUAGUUAGAUUGUUUUGAAGUUUAAUUGGCGGGAUGUAUUGAUAUUUGGAAAUGGAUUUUCGAGAUAAUUAAGUCG
Messenger RNA from Lactuca saligna, 1579 nucleotides. The record is from the annotation of a GenBank genome assembly. NCBI's taxonomy places the organism in Eukaryota, Viridiplantae, Streptophyta, Magnoliopsida, Asterales, Asteraceae.